UAGCGAAAAUAGCUGUUGAGCUAGCAGGCGAACGAAGCUAAGCUAAGAUGGCGGCCAAAUUAUUUAUAUUAGCUCAUGUUGAUAGCAUGCUAACAGCCUGUACGUCGUUCGCUCUUGCGCCCACAGCUUAGGCAGCUAUAAGUUAGUCAGCGCCUUCGACUUCAUAUGUAAAUCUUGUCUUUUUAAAAAUAUGUUAUUGCUUGGAAACGAGAAAAGUAUUGAGUGAUAGUACUUCAUGUGUUAGUUCUUACUGGAAUUAACAGCGUUAACGGCAGUGCAUCGUUUUACACGAUGCCUCACACAAGACGACACUCGUCUUCGGACAGAGACAGUCGAAGCAGCUACCAAGACCGUUACAGAGACCGAGACAGAGACAGAGGGCGAAGACACCGGCACAGAAGAUCUCCUACUUACUCCUCCAGCAGUGACAGAGACAGAAGAGGACGGGGACACAGACAGGAAGGAAGCUUUGUACGCUCAAGGAGUCGUAGCUUUGACAAUCGUUCAACGGAACAUCGGCCAUUUGACAGAAGAUACUGCGAGGGAUACAGGCGCUUGGAUCAGAGCCGAGAUCGAGACCGUGACAGAGAAAGGGAGCCGCAUGGAGCUGCUGAAAAUUAUUAUACACGCGACUUCUCCCCAAACGUGUACGACUACCGACGUGGCCGAGAGAGGGAGCGCGAACGGGAUGAGUCUUACCGACGAAAAGGCAGCAGGCGUAAGCACAAACGAAGGCGGCGUAGAACCAGGUCCUAUAGCCCAUCUUCCUCGCGGAGCAACAGCCGGACGCGGGCACUGAGUGUGAGGGACGACGAGGAAGGGCACCUGAUCUGUCGGAGUGGGGACGUCCUGCAAGAGAGAUAUGAGAUUGUCAGCACUUUGGGGGAAGGCACCUUCGGGAGGGUGAUGCAGUGCAUUGACCACCGCAGAGGUGGAGCCCACGUAGCUCUGAAAAUUAUCAAGAAUGUGGAGAAGUACAAGGAAGCAGCUCGCCUGGAGAUCAAUGUAUUAGAGAAGAUCAAUGAAAAGGACCCUGACAACAAGUUCCUGUGUGUACAGAUGUAUGACUGGUUUGACUACCACGGUCACAUGUGCAUCUCCUUUGAGCUACUAGCUCUCAGCACCUUCGACUUCCUAAAAGAAAACAACUACCUGCCCUACUCAAUUGGUCAGGUCAGACACAUGGCCUACCAACUCUGUCUCGCUGUGAAAUUUCUCCAUGACAAUAAGCUGACUCACACAGACUUAAAGCCUGAGAACAUCCUCUUUGUCAACUCAGACUUCACAAUGUCCUUCAAUGUAGAGAAGAAGCGAGAAGAGCGGACAGUUAAGAGCACGGCAGUACGUGUGGUCGACUUCGGCAGUGCCACUUUUGACCACGAGCACCACAGCACCAUCGUGUCCACGCGGCAUUACCGUGCCCCUGAGGUUAUACUAGAACUGGGCUGGAGCCACCCCUGUGAUGUGUGGAGCAUUGGCUGUAUACUGUUUGAGUACUACCUGGGCUUCACCUUGUUUCAGACUCAUGACAACAGAGAGCAUUUGGCCAUGAUGGAGAGAAUCUUGGGACCGGUGCCCUCUAGGAUGAUUCGUAAGACGAGGAAGCAGAAGUAUUUCUAUCGUGGCCGUCUAGACUGGGAUGAGAGCUCCUCAGCGGGGAAAUACGUCAGAGAAAACUGCAAACCCUUACGGCGGUACUUACUAUCGGAGGCGGAGGAACACCACCAGUUAUUUGACCUCAUUGAAAGCAUGUUGGAGUACGAGCCCUCCAAGAGGCUGGUGCUGGCCGACUCCCUCAAACACCCGUUCUUUGAGAAUGUGGGCGUUGACGAGGCAACGGGCAGCAAGAACUGGGAGGGCAACCGGGAUAUCAGCCGGUGACCCAUGAGCCUCCAAAGACUGAAUGACAGUCACUAAUGACAUCAAGUCUUUUAUAUUUGGAGCAGGUGAACUGUUGAGUAAAUCGAGACUUGGGGAUGUUCUGUCGUUUGUCAUUAAAGUAUGGACACCUUAAGUUCUUGCCCCUCCGAUGUCCACUUCUGCUGCCACAGGAGGCACGUUUUUGCAGCAGAGAGACCAAAAUCGCCCACAAAAGACUGGAGAAGAGUCCGAAAGAAUGGUAUCUGGUGGCCACAGCCUCAGAAGUAGCCCUCUAUGCAGCUCCUGUCUUCCUUUUUGACUUCAGAAGCACCUUCCUCCUUUCCAUCCGUCCGUCUAUUACAGCAUGUAAAGAAAAUAGUUCACCUUUCUAUGGAAAUAAGCACUACAAAAUCAUCCAUACACAAAAACUCUACUUGGGACAAGAAAUGUCUUCCGAUUCUGAAGUCGAAGGAAAGGGUAAAAAGGAGAUAGAGCUGUAUGCAGUGCAAGUCCUCACUGACAAUUCUAAACAUGGAGACAUGCAAGAUUUUAUAUAAUGCCAACAUCCAAUCAUUCAAAUUGAAUAUCAUCUUUCCUUGGAAAUUUAAAUAUCUCCAACAGAGAGAUGCGUCUCAAGUUUUUGUUUGUUUUUGUUAAUGUGAGUACUUGCAUUUGUUUAUUUUUUUAUGUAUAAAAGGAUUAUCCCUCAUCGAGAUUCACCCAUAAUCUCCGGUCAGUAGGCCUGUUCUUAUUCGCCAACGAGAUCAUAAUUGUGAUGGACACUCCACACACGGUCCUCUGCGGACUGUCUUAUCGAUAAAUAUGUUUGUUACGUUAUGCAGUGCUUUCUGAGUGUGCGUGCGUGUGUGUGAGUGUGUGUUUAUAGGGGUGCGAUGACACGUUCAUCUUUGUUUUUCUCGGUGGCUUCUUAGUAGUUCAGCAUUGGUCAUGGUUACAGUCUCACAUUUCUUUUGUGAACACAGAAAAACAUAAACUGCCUUUUUCAUGUGUGAUUUGGUCAGACCAGACAUCUCUCCAUUGAGGUUAAGCACACAGCUCCUGGUGGUAGCCACUGAGCCACACACAACUCCUGGUGACAGUAUUUAUUUUGAUUUCCAAUAGGUCAUAGUCUCCACCCCGUCACCUGUACAUGACUUUUUUUUGUAUGAAAUUAAAGCGUAUAAAAUUGUAUAUAUGUAUGAUUGUGUAGAAUUAAAGUUAAGUCCUCCUUGCCAAAGGCUUAUGAUGCUCUCAGUGUCAGUUCGGCCUCUGGUAGCAAAAGGGAGGUGAUCUGUCUUUAAAUACCA
Messenger RNA from Acanthopagrus latus (yellowfin seabream), 3167 nucleotides. RefSeq names its product CDC-like kinase 2a (gene clk2a). Lineage: Eukaryota; Metazoa; Chordata; Actinopteri; Spariformes; Sparidae. The transcript is spliced from 13 exons. Gene Ontology annotation, molecular function: ATP binding; protein tyrosine kinase activity. Gene Ontology annotation, cellular component: nucleus. Gene Ontology annotation, biological process: regulation of RNA splicing; protein phosphorylation. Bases 292 to 1881 code for a protein of 529 amino acids. The record is from RefSeq and is a predicted model, not a curated record.